Molecule: messenger RNA, 888 nt
Organism: Rhopalosiphum maidis (corn leaf aphid)
Lineage: Eukaryota; Metazoa; Arthropoda; Insecta; Hemiptera; Aphididae
Product: zinc finger BED domain-containing protein 5-like
Exons: 2
Coding region: 1-888 (295 amino acids)
Source: RefSeq, a predicted model, not a curated record
AUGAAUAAAGUUCAAUGUACUGAUCAACAUAGUAGUUCAGACUCAAAUCGCCGUAAUGUAAAUUCGAAGAGUACCGUAGGAACUAAAGUGAGAAAGUAUAACACUGAAUAUUUACAAUUAGGAUUUACAUUUGCUGGGACUGAAGAUGAACCAAAACCACAGUGUAUUAUUUGCUUGGAGAUCUUGUCCAAUGAAAGUAUGAAACCUUCCAAACUACGACGCCAUUUUGAGACUAAACAUGGCGAAUUUACUAGUAAGUCGUUGGAUUUUUUUGUAGUCAAGUUAGGAGAAUUUAAAAAAUCACAAAAAGUGAUGAAAUCUUCGACAAGUUUAAGUGGUAAUAAAAAUGCCACUUUAGAUUCAUACGAAGUCGCUCAACUUGUUGCAAAAUCUGGUAAGGCUCAUACCAUAGCCGAAGAACUAAUUCUUCCUACUGCAAUUGUCCUGUGCAAAAAAAUGUUAGGUGAAUCAGCAGCAAAGUUGAUUAGUUCUGUCCCCCUAUCUAAUAAUACUAUUCAAAGAAGAAUUACUGAUAUGUCUGCAAAUAUUGAAGAAACACUAUUUACAAGGCUAUUUACAAGUGACAAGUUUGCAUUGCAACUAGAUGAAAGUACUGACAUAGCAAGUAAGUCAUCUAUGUUGGUUUUUGUCCGUUUUAUAUGGGAAAAACAGUUAUUUGAAGAUUUUUUGUUUUCAUGCGAGCUCCUACAUACUUCGGCAAAAGAUAUAUUUGAAGCUAUUGAUAAGUUUUUUACAGAUCAUGGCAUUAGGUGGGAAAAAUGCGUUGGAAUAACCACUGAUGGUGCAGCAGCAAUGUCAGGUUACACAACUGGAUUGUUGGGAAGAAGUUGCACCUCAAGUAAAGUGGACUCACUGUUGUAUUCAUAG